GAGUGACGUCAUGUGAAGGCCUGGUGGCGCUUUGAGUGAGGCAGUGUUCAGCCAAAGCAGUCAUAAGGUGGCUUCAGGCUUUUGCAGGUCACACCUCGAUAUGUGUGAGGAUCUGCUUUGAAGUGUAACAUCUAGAGAGGCACGUGACAUUUACCGGUUGUGGGGGAACAAUUCGUGUUUGCCUUCUUACGGACUGCUAAGAAGAUAUCAAGAUUUAUGCAGAAGAUAAACUGCACAGUGGUGUUGAUAGCCUAAAAGAACGAAGAAUUGAUCAACUUUUUAUCUUGAUCCACGUGAUUGAAUUUACUGUGAUUUUAAUUCUUAUUAUACAUAUUUAGAUGUUUUAUCAUGCAAUUAAAUUAUUUACUUGUGAAUACUUUGCUAUAUUUAUCUGUGGGGGCGAUCAGUUCGUGAAAAAUGCGUACUGUGACAUUUGUAAUCCUGAAAUGUUUGUUUUCAGACAUUAGCAUCUGGUAUUUUCUAGUUACAAAGUAAUUAUUGAUUUUUUUAUUUGUGGUACAAUAAUAUAUUCCAUUUACAUGUCCCAAAACGGCGUAAUAUUAAUUAAAUGCGUAGUGUUGUGUGCUUCGAUUUUACAUUUUUAGUAGCUACACGUUAUGAGACAUAUUUGCUCAUGAUAUUGUAAUUAAAUACCGUUUUGAAGAAGGCUGACAUUAGAGCUGUCAGUUCAUACGAAUGAAGUCACGUAAAUUAAUUGAUAGGAAGCUGUAAAUUAUUUAAACUAGUUUAAAUGCGGUAUUUUUUCGAAUGUUUGAAAUAUGAUUGAAGAUAUUUUAGUGAUCACCGUGCCAAAGUUAUUAUUUUGUGGUAUCAACAAUUUCAAGUGCAAGUGCACCGACGCCCAAGGAAUCCACUCGACUCCCCCGUCAUCGAGUCAUGGAACUCAGAGUUGCAGCAAAGAUGAAAAUGACGUCUGAUUGAGAAUGUGAUAAAGUGUCGAUUUCAUGAAUCUCACCAACACAGCACCGUCAUCAUCAUCAUCAUCAUCAUCAGACGCGGGAGGGGAAGAGGAGGAUGAUGAUGGGUACCUCCACGUCACUUCCGCCUUCACGACAGCCAGAGACGCAUCGUCCAGGAACUCAGUUCGACACCGGAAACCCCUUACCCUGGGGCCAACAGGUAUUUUUUGGUCCGGCACGCAUCUGGGACAACUCUUAUCAUCACAACACACACUAACGUCUCCAGUAAGUGUUUUUGCACUAUGCAAAGACUCCGGACCACAUUCAAACGGUCGCGUACUCCAACUGGGGCCGAGAUGAAGACUCAGAGCAGUUUAGAAGUUCCCAAACAGGUUCGGUCAGCUUCCUUCGAUGAGAUCCAGUUGGAAGCUAAACGUAAUCAACAGAUGACAGAAGACAAGGACUUUGGACCAGGGGGAGGCGUCAGCGGGUUCCUUAAAGUCCCUGAGUUUCUUAAUCAGCGUUCUAAGAGUUUUGAUUCCGGUGGUUCUGAAGAUUCUACAAUGUACCUUGAAGUUCCAAGGAGGUUUCAGCGACGGAGGUCUUCAAGUGACAAGAUGCCUGCAACCUGCUUCCACUGCAGUUGUGUUGAAGAAUUCUCGAGGCUUCGGGCUGUAGCCCGAGCCGACGAACUGGCACAAAAUCAUCAAAGCCAGACGAGAUCAUCAAGUUACAGUGAUACUUCUUCCAGUGACUGGGACGAUGAUGACGAAAUGGGAUCUAAGGACGGUAGUUUCGAAGUGAACAACCCGAACACACAGUGUAGCAUUCGAGUGACUCUUUCGCCCAUUUCGCCGGGCUCCGCUUCGUUAGAAUGCCCUCCUCCUGGCGAGGAAGGUGUUCCAGGGUCACCCGCUACAAGGCGGCGUUCCAUAACGUCGCCGAAACUCGCAAGACAGGAAGCAUUCUUUGUCGUCGAACCCGGAACUAAUUCGUUAGAAAACAUCUCUGAUGUUACUUCUGAAGGAAGUGGCGUGGUCAGUGGCGGUAGUGUCGGAAGUUGCGUUGAAGGUGGCGUGGGGUUGAUUGUAGGCGACUUCUACCUCAAAGUUCCUGAGCUCAAGAGAGACCGAGCUGCAUCCGUGGACUCCUGUUUUACCAAAGUGUCUUCUAACAAUAAGACCGAGGAAUUGGACCAAGUGUUGACCCUUCAGGUCCCACAAGUUGCCCUUCGUUCCCGAUCGGUUGACAUCGUCCUGCCUACAGAUGAACAAGCGAGGUACAAGGCCCUUGCAAUGGCCAAUACGUCACCGUAUGGACCAGCUGUUAAGGGGAAAGCAGUGAGUUCGGAUGUUUCGGAGCAGCGGAUCCUCCGUUCGACACCCGACUGGAGUGAGACUGCGAACAACAGCGAGCAUUUGUGGGUACCAACCUCUGCAUCUGGAGAUUUUUGCUAUGUAGGGGAAAAUGAUUGUACUAAACAUGGACCCAGGAUGAAGUGUUCGGCGUGCAAGAUCAUUGCGCACACGAGCUGCAUUAAUAUCUUGAUGGACAGGACCAAGUUCUCUUGCAAGGCCACUUUCAGGGACGUCGGCGUACGCCAGUACCGCGAGCAGACGUGCAUCCACCACCACUGGGUUCACCGACGUUCACAGAAGGGCAAAUGCAAGCAGUGUGGCAAGUCAUUCCAAUCAAAACUUUCAUUCAGUUCAAAGGAAAUUGUUGCCCUGAGCUGUUCCUGGUGUAAGACAGCGUACCAUAACAAGGAAUUAUGUUUCAACAUUCAGAAGAUAGGAGAGGAAUGUAAUCUCGGUACACAUAGUGGAAUUGUAGUGCCUCCAUCAUGGAUCGUGAAACUGCCACGUAGAGGCAGUUUCAAAUCGAGCUUACGGAAGUCGCCAAAAAAGAAAACUUCGACUAAAAAGAAGAUGAAAGAUAAGAGUGAGAAGGACCAGAAGACGUUCGUGAUAAAGCCGAUCCCUUCGGCAAGUGUGAAACCUGUACUCGUGUUCAUCAACCCCAAAUCCGGGGGCAAUCAGGGGGCAAAACUUUUGCAAAAGUUUCAGUGGCUUCUCAACCCAAGACAGGUGUUUGAUCUUACGCAAGGAGGGCCAAAGAUGGGUUUGGAGCUUUUCCGUAAGGUGCCAAAUCUGAGGGUUUUGGCCUGCGGCGGGGACGGCACAGUUGGAUGGGUGUUGUCGGUCCUGGAUCAGAUCAGCGUCACCCCUCCGCCGGCCGUCGGAGUCCUCCCUCUGGGAACCGGGAAUGAUCUGGCGAGGUCCCUGGGGUGGGGUGGGGGUUACACAGACGAGCCGAUUUCCAAAAUUCUGUCAAAUAUUGGGGAGAGCGACAUCGUGCAGUUGGACCGCUGGGAGCUGAAGGUGGAGAAGAAUCCGGACGCAGAAGCGAACGAGGAAGGGAAGGAGAACUUGCCACUCAAUGUCGUGAAUAAUUAUUUCUCUCUUGGCGUCGAUGCCCAUAUAGCAUUGGAAUUCCACGAAGCAAGAGAGGCUCAUCCCGAGCGAUUCAACUCGAGGCUGAGGAACAAGAUGUUUUAUGGGCAAGCGGGAGGCAAGGAUCUCCUGAGGCGGAAGUGGAAGGGUCUCGCCGAGUUCGUCGCGUUAGAAUGCGACGGAAAGGAUCUGACACCAAAACUCAAGGACCACAAGGUCCAUGCUAUAGUUUUCCUUAACAUUCCAAGUUAUGGGGGUGGGACCCACCCCUGGAAUCGGACUGCUGGCGGUAUUGAGCCCGCGACUGACGACGGGCUUAUCGAGGUUGUCGGACUCACCACCUAUCAGCUUCCCCUGCUACAGGCCGGUGGUCACGGUACCUGCAUCACCCAGUGUAAAUCUGCCCGCAUCGUCACCACAAAGACAAUCCCGAUGCAGGUCGACGGUGAAGCCUGCAAACUUACGCCUUCCAUCAUCACCAUGACUCUUCUCAACAAGGCCUCCAUGUUAGCUAAAAGGAAAGGAGGAAAGUCUAACAUACAGCAAACUGCCUUGGAAACGCUGAAGGUGAAUGUCGAUCGAAUCAGUAUGUCCGAUUACGAACAGCAUCACUACGACAAGGAAUUGCUCAAACAAGCAGCUGUGCCUCUGGGAGUGAUUGAAGUGAACCCUGUGUCAGACCUGGAACAAGUGAGAAAGCUAAUCAACAAGUUGCAGGAAGAGAACAGCACUAAUACUGCAGAAAACGAACUGCAGGACAGCACUAAUACUGCAGAAAACCAACUGCAGACCAGCCUGUCUCCAGACUGGUGUUUCGUAGACUGUGAGUCUUGUUCCGCUAAGAUUAUUGUGUUAGACGUCAAUUUACGCGGCAGUAGCAGUGGAAUUUUCAUCUUGGACACGGAGCCUUCAACAUUGCCACAGACCCCAGAAGAUGACACCGCAUUCCCGUCGCCAGCAGCCAGCAUCAAACAGUCUUCUAACAGCCUGCUCGGAGAAGAGACGACGCCCGAGCUCAGUGACGAAGCAUCACGGGAAGACGAUGGCAAAUGGAACAGUGAUGGGAAAGUUAGCGAAGGAUCAAAUUCGACGCCCGAUAUUCGGCUCGCUGAUAACGACGCUCAGAUAUGGAGUGACCGGUUGGUGACGGAGUCUGAGAUCGCCAUGACGAGCAAACCGCGACAGACCACCGGAGACCAGGUUAUCAGAGACGAAGCGGAAGAUGCAGAUGAUGACGAAAAGUUGAAUCUUGAUGUUUCUACAGCGGGGGGGAAUGUGAAUUAUCUUAGCCAUCUUUUGGAAAAGACAACAGAUGGAAUUCUCAAGGCUGCUAAGUUAGGUGAUUUGAAUAUGCUGAAGGAGCUGCAUUCUCAGGGUUUCUCGCUCCUUUCCAUUGAUGCGGCAGGCCAGACGGCGCUUCACUACGGUUCUCGCUGCGGACACAAAGAUAUUGUCAAGUACCUAAUUGCCUGUGCCCCUGCUUCCAUUCUCAACAUGGCAGACAAUGAAAAGGGCCAGACCGCACUCCAUAAGGCUGCAGCCCACAAACAGCGGAGCAUUUGCUGCAUGUUAGUGGCAGGCGGAGCCUCUCUUACCCUUCCUGAUUAUCAGGGCGAUACACCUCGCCUUCUUGCGCUACGCGCUGAGGACCACGAAUUGGCAGCCUAUCUUGAGAGUCAGGAACACUUCCAGUUGGUGGCGGAAGACUUAGAGACUGUUGUCUGAGCUUAACUUGUUCGUCAGCGACAUUGGACCAAUUUAUUCUUCCCGUUUACAAAGGAAAGAACUGUUGACAAAAAAAUAAAAUAAAGGACCAAUAAUGUGUUAUUAGAGACAGAUGAAUUGAGAUGUCGACAUAUUCAGCGCUGAAUUCUGUCUCUUGAUACUGCGGUUGUUGGGCGUAAGUUUGUCGCUUAAUGCUCGACUGCUUUUAUGGUUCAUGGUUGCUCUGUAGAAAUGCAGCGACAUUGAGCUAUGAGAGCGAGUGAUGAAAUAUGGGUAAGGCUGUGCAUAUUACUGAAUUAUUGCUACAGUACUUAGAUUGUUCUAUCAUUCAUAUGCCAUCGAAAUGUUCCAGCUGUAAUACAGUCGUAUUCGGAAUGUAGAGGUUUCGUAACGUUUCAGUGAAAGUUCACGACUGUGGCCAAAAAAUGUCAGAAAGUAUAUUUUUGUCUGAAACAUAACAUGAAGUAAGUACAUUUUAAUGCAGAUGUGACCAAUUCAUCCCCCAUUCCCCUCUUUCCUUUAACAUAAAAAAUUGUGGGAACAAGGUAAAGAAAAUUAACUUAUUAAUUUCAAAAUAUUCGUAAAUUACAGAACUGGUAAUUUUAAUUUGUAAUUUCGAAAGAAAUGUUAUAAUAUGUGUGGUCUCAUAGGUAUAUUUAAAUGUUUCUUACCGUUUGAAUUACGUUGACGGAAUCCUUCUUAUGUUAAUCAAUUCGUUCUGACUGACUUAAAAGGAAACUCAUACCGGGAUAUGGCUUCCUGUGAUACGGAAAGGUGCUCGGAAACAGAGCAACGCAAAGACCGCUAACUGGCAAUGUUUACGUAACUUAAUUUGCAUUCUCACAUCCUGCGUUGUAGGGGUUAGUAAAACAUUCUGUGCUGGUACUUCGGUGAGAUAAACAGUAUCUGGGAAUUCGCCGUGUCGAGGGUGGCCAUAAUUGAAUGAUAUAGAUAUUUUUAGAAUAUUGAAACCCAUCAUAAUCUAAAUCAUAGAUUGCUUCUAUUUUCAUUGUUAUUAAAUUUAUAAAUAUGUUAAACGAGAAAGAUACCUUUUUCUGUAUCUUUUAUCGUUGUCUGUGAAAUUAUUAUCCUGCCAUUCGUCGCGUAUUUCUCUAUUCCUGAAUGAAGAAUUUUCUUUGUGUUCUACAAUUUAGUAAAUGUCACAUUUAACAUUGAAAGGAAAAUUAUAUUCGUGAUUGAUCGUACUAUUUUUGACUCCAAGAAAUGAACACCUCAUUUUCAUCUUUUAAUAGACUAGAAAUGUACCGUAGAAUUACGUUAAUAUGAAACCGGUGUGUCAGGGGUUUUCAGCACUGUGCAGCACCGCGAGGAACACGCGGUCACCCUAGGCACCCUUUGCAUUGUCUUACCAGUUCCUGCUUCCAUUGUACCUUCAUUCCGUGAUGAAGAGGUUAGAAAUGCAUUCACUCGGCUAGAAACUUAUUCAUUACUGUCGGCAGAUUCUGUCAUAGAAAAAUGAAUUUAAUUUAUCAGCCGAAUAAAAAUAAAAUUUCAUAUUACAUUAGUAUAUUUAAAUUAAGAAUAAAGUUAUCGUCAUUAAAAAAAGCUACAUAUAUAUUAACGAAAACAUUUUUUUCUGCAGCGAAAGAAAUAUUUGGCUUGUUACAUUCGUAGCUCAGGAUGUCAAGCGAAAGCUAAAUAAGUAUGAAUUUUGUGAAUGGUUACAUGUAAUUCAUUAACAAAUAUAAUUACACUCUAGAAGUAAAUUAUUGCUGUAAGUCACACAGUAGUUAGCCGAGGUAAAAAUCAGUAAACCUUGUUAUUGUACAGUAAUUAACAGUAUUAGUUUUAUUGAUCAAUGGAGAAUGUUUGGAAUACCGAGAUAGAUACGUGUGUUGUAACGUAAUCGCACUUGAAAUUAGCGACCCUUGUUUAGUCUGUGUGACACAUUUACUUGACAAACGUAGGUUUUGCGAUAGCAAUAACGUGAGUGGUAUACUUUUCAUUUUGCGUAGCAUCUCCGCACAUCCCCUGGUGAAAGGAGUAGUUUAGUUAAUUUUUCUGUGGACGUGAGAAGUGUUACGGAGAAAUUGAAGUUUUCAUACGGAAUUUUGUACCAGUAGCCAGUGUCUUGUGUGGGCCCUUGUCUUCAGGUGUCAAGAGAGGGGGGACGGGGGACUGACUUACCUUGUUGGAUGUCGUACGCAGCCCGACUUAGUUCUUGAAUCAUAUACAAUUUGCAGAUUCAGAUGUUCUAAUUUAUUAAAAAAAAUAUUUAAGCUUCGAUACAUGCCACAUAGUUUAACUUGCGUAUACGUUUUAUAUUUAAGUUAAAUAAAGUCGGACAUGUUUUAUUUCCGUCUUAAAUCAUUGUCUUGAAUUAUUUAUACGACCUAAUUGUUCCAGCGUUUUCUAUAAAAGUUAAUUGUUUUGGUUUGCGAAAUACUUCCAUUACAGAUUAUGUUCUUCAGAAAUUAAUUUUAUCUUAUGUUAUUAAAAAUAUUUUCUUACAUUUGGCUCGGUAAAAAUUUCUGAGUCUCUUGUCACUCGCAAAGACCUGAUUUAACAUAACCCAACUUUCUAAUCUUGAAUUGUGGCUGUGUUUUGUGCGUAUAAUUUCUUCUUACAUUACUAUUUAAAGUAUAUUACAGUAUUAACAAAGUAAUCUAAUUUUUUCUUUUAAGAAUCAUGAAAAAUGAUUGUAAAACUUGUUUUUAUUAAAUGAGAAAACUCUUUGUCCCCUUGAGUAAACAGAUCCGCAGUUUUACCCAGUUCGUCUCACUCACGUCUACUCCGAUACUGUACGUACAUACUUCAUUUUGCUUGCCAGGUCCUUGUUAUUAGGAUUGUAAAAGUAUUUCAUAAAAUCUUUUAAUCACAUAUAUAUUAUUCAAUUUACAAAAAAAGUGUAAGUUAAUUUUCCAACUGAAGUGAUAUAUAAUGUAUUUAUAUUCUAGAAUGCCUAGUAAACACACGAUUCAGUAAUCUUUCACGAUUAUAGUGUUAGUUUUUGUUGAAUAUGAAGUUGGUGGAUUUUUACCGCCUUAAUUGUAGAAAAAUAGUCGGUAGAUUGUAUAUUUUUGUCAAAAGGUGAUGACAAAAAUAAGUAUACAUUCCUUCACACUAGAGUCAAUAUUAUGGAGCAAAAAUUAUGUGCCCCAUUAAAUUUCCCUAUUCUCUUGCCAUAAAGAGAAUGUUCAUGUUCACAUGUAUAAUGACACCAAACGCUUUUAAACUUGAAAGAGUAUAAAUACUAUCUAUUUUUACCUUUGAAUAUGAAUGUAGUAGUUGGAUACUAUUAGAAUUGAUUGUCUUGUUCUAAACAAAAAAAACUAAUGGCCUUGCACUCGCUUCCUUUGAGAAUUACGUAGGAGAAUUUUUCCACGAACUUAUUUAUGAUUAUUUCUUAUUUCUGUUUUUUUCGGGAUCGUCAUAAUGUAUACGUCUUUACUCGCUAUUUGAGUUAGGUAUGGGUUUGACCCAUGUGCCGAGUAGUUUCUUUGAAACCACAUAUUGCCAAUACUGUAUAUAGUCGAUAACUUAUUGCAGAUUGUUCGAUCUGGAUGCACUCG
Zootermopsis nevadensis is the source of this 8631-nucleotide messenger RNA. NCBI's taxonomy places the organism in Eukaryota, Metazoa, Arthropoda, Insecta, Blattodea, Termopsidae. The record is from RefSeq and is a predicted model, not a curated record.